Messenger RNA from Camelina sativa (false flax), 2079 nucleotides. The record is from RefSeq and is a predicted model, not a curated record. Lineage: Eukaryota; Viridiplantae; Streptophyta; Magnoliopsida; Brassicales; Brassicaceae.
UCAUCACAAAUUCGUAACAAUGUUUAUAUUGUGACUAAAUAUUUCGUCUUAAUAAAAUUAUUUUCUUGUAGUGAUUGUUAGUUGUUGAGAAUAUAUGGUGUAUUUUCUUGCACCUCUUUCCCAACAACUCAAGUGAAGUGUUUUGAGAGAAAGAGUCUUUUUAACCUCGAUACACAUUCUGCAUCAAUAAAACCAAUACAAUCUUUUCUUUUUUUGAAAGUUAAAAUUAUUUUAGGAUAAAAUAAAAGAACUUGUAGCUACAUCAUGUGGUCUUAAAAUUGAAAAUUCGGAAUAAGAAAAAUAAAACAUAAAAUAUAAUUUAAAUUAAACAUAGUGCAUGUAGUCCAUGAAGUGGUAUAUUUCCUUGUAAAUGAGCAUCCAUCGCAUACAUCAUCGAAUUUGCCAGCAACACAUGUGUUCCCAACUUCAAUCUCGCUUAAGAGGAAAUCGUAAUCACGGUAUUUCCUCACACUCAACUCUAGAAUGACUUCACGACAAUUUUGUUGGCAUUGUCUUACCACCUGCAGCCCUUGAUUCUUCCAAAGUUGGGUAACAUAGUUAAAUCCUUCAUCAAACUCCCCUUCCCCGAUUAAAAUCAUUCCGUAUACAUACAUGGCUGAGAAAUGAGUAGCAUUAGCUGCAUAAGAAAUUUGAGCUAGGCCUGCAGAAUUUCCUUUCUGUAAUAAUAAUCAGUAAGACCACACAAAAAAAUAGCAUGAAUAUUUCUAGCCUUAACACAUUCAGCUAAAAAUUUGAAAUUUUUAAGAAUCUUAUUCCAUGGUGGUGGGAAAACUUCAGCCAAAUUUAGAUUCUUCAAAACAUCUGAGAAUUUUGAGAUUCUAUGAAAUGUCUUGCAAGUAAAGAUCGAAGCUUGAAAAUCUUCAGCAGAUGAUUCACCAACUUUUGAAAGAAUAAUGGCUACUGUAUCAUCGGGAAGAUCUGUUAGAACCGUGUCAAUGGAUUUACAAGGAGAUUUAGCUACUCUACUAUCCAAAAAGAUACAUCUCCAUGAUCUUGUUAUAGGGAAAACCAUGCAACAUGUCACAGUUCGUAUCUUGCGUAUGUGGGAAGCUCGAAACUUCAAACUCAACGGAACGCUCAUGAGUCUCGACAUGCUAUUUUUGGAUGAAAAGGAAAAUGUAAUUCAAGGAUCAAUUUUUCACCGCUUUAUUGGCAAAUUUAAAGGUCAUCUUGAAAAAGGGAAAAUGUAUCUAAUUAGCAAUUUCGAAGUUGUUCCCACCUAUGGUUUUUACAAAGUGACGGACAAUCCAUUUACUAUCAGAUUUAUGGAAACAACUAAGAUUGUCGAAGUUCUCGAAGAUAUCUGUUCUAUUAAGGAUGAAAAAUUCAGGCUACACAAUUAUGCUGAAAGUAACAAAUUUGUGGGGACCAAUAUUCACUUGUUUGAUGCCGUUGGACAAUUAUUGAAAGUUCAAGACUCUAACUUGGAAGAUUCUACCUCAACUGAAAGAAUCGUCUUCCUUCUAUUGCUACAAGAAAAUGAAUCAGUACGACUAACACUUUGGGAUAACCAAGCAUCAAACUUUCGUCAACAAUUCAUCAAAACUAAUCAAGAAAACAGUGUUAUAGUAUGUACAAGUUUGAAUCCAAAAAUGUUUGCAGGGAAAAUGCAUUUGAGCUCAACUGGAGCAACAAAGACAUAUAUCAAUUAUGAGUUAGAAGCUGUUCAAGAGUUUAUGAAAGGAAAAUAGAGCAAAACCUUCGUCAAUCGUCGAACAAAAUAAUAUGAAUAACAAACUGGGAGUUUGGACUAUUGGCCAAAUAUUUGAAUACAUAUAUAGUGGAGCGACGGAGGUAUUCUCAUAUUAUUGUCUUAUGCUAAGUGUUCAAAGAAGCUUGGUCGCUCUUCCACAUCUUUAAUGUGCAACUCUUGUAACACAAGCACCAUAAUUGGAAUUGCUAGGUUUAGAGUGGAAUUGGAGGUUGAAAGUGGUGAUAGAACUACCACAUUUGUCUUAUUUGAUUGAGACGUAAGAAAACUUACACACACAAUAGCCGAAGAGAUUACUAAUUCAGAGGUGAGAAAUACUUAGGUUCACUCCUAAGGUGAACCUUCUU